Messenger RNA from Gigantopelta aegis, 1275 nucleotides. Its product is annotated as tetra-peptide repeat homeobox protein 1-like. The transcript is spliced from 3 exons. NCBI's taxonomy places the organism in Eukaryota, Metazoa, Mollusca, Gastropoda, Neomphalida, Peltospiridae. Bases 1 to 1275 code for a protein of 424 amino acids. The record is from RefSeq and is a predicted model, not a curated record.
AUGAGCAGGUAUUCAGGUGUGAAGUGUGAACUCUGUUGUAGGAAAUACAAAAACCUGUCGCUGAUGUUUGUGUUGGUGACCGAAAAGAGGAAUACAGUAUGGAGUUCAGAGGGAGAGGUGCACAUCCCCCACACCAGCAGCCUCCCUGGAUCUGUGCCAGGUCAGGUCAGAGGGAGAGGUGCACACCCCCCACACCAGCAGCCUCCCUGGAUCUGUGCCAGGUCAGGUCAGAGGGAGAGGUGCACAUCCCCCACACCAGCAGCCUCCCUGGAUCUGUGCCAGGUCAGGUCAGAGGGAGAGGUGCACAUCCCCCACACCAGCAGCCUCCCUGGAUCUGUGCCAGGUCAGGUCAGAGGGAGAGGUGCACACCCCCCACACCAGCAGCCUCCCUGGAUCUGUGCCAGGUCAGGUCAGAGGGAGAGGUGCACAUCCCCCACACCAGCAGCCUCCCUGGAUCUGUGCCAGGUCAGGUCAGGUCAGAGGGAGAGGUGCACAUCCCCCACACCAGCAGCCUCCCUGGAUCUGUGCCAGGUCAGGUCAGGUCAGAGGGAGAGGUGCACAUCCCCCACACCAGCAGCCUCCCUGGAUCUGUGCCAGGUCAGGUCAGGUCAGAGGGAGAGGUGCACAUCCCCCACACCAGCAGCCUCCCUGGAUCUGUGCCAGGUCAGGUCAGAGGGAGAGGUGCACAUCCCCCACACCAGCAGCCUCCCUGGAUCUGUGCCAGGUCAGGUCAGGUCAGAGGGAGAGGUGCACAUCCCCCACACCAGCAGCCUCCCUGGAUCUGUGCCAGGUCAGGUCAGGUCAGAGGGAGAGGUGCACAUCCCCCACACCAGCAGCCUCCCUGGAUCUGUGCCAGGUCAGGUCAGGUCAGAGGGAGAGGUGCACAUCCCCCACACCAGCAGCCUCCCUGGAUCUGUGCCAGGUCAGGUCAGAGGGAGAGGUGCACAUCCCCCACACCAGCAGCCUCCCUGGAUCUGUGCCAGGUCAGGUCAGGUCAGAGGGAGAGGUGCACAUCCCCCACACCAGCAGCUUCCCUGGAUCUGUGCCAGGUCAGGUCAGAGGGAGAGGUGCACAUCCCCCACACCAGCAGCCUCCCUGGAUCUGUGCCAGGUCAGGUCAGGUCAGAGGGAGAGGUGCACAUCCCUCACACCAGCACCUUCCCUGGAUCUCUGCCAGGUCAGUCGCAACAUGGUAGAAGAGGUAGAGAAAACUGUCCUAGAAGAAUCCUACAAGGUUGCCAUAGGUAACCGAGGCGGGUCUGAGAUGGACGCAUAA